Carassius carassius (crucian carp) is the source of this 939-nucleotide messenger RNA. Its product is annotated as hairy and enhancer of split-related protein helt. The record is from RefSeq and is a predicted model, not a curated record. Gene Ontology annotation, biological process: regulation of neurogenesis; regulation of transcription by RNA polymerase II; anterior/posterior pattern specification. Bases 170 to 850 code for a protein of 226 amino acids. Gene Ontology annotation, cellular component: nucleus. NCBI's taxonomy places the organism in Eukaryota, Metazoa, Chordata, Actinopteri, Cypriniformes, Cyprinidae. Gene Ontology annotation, molecular function: RNA polymerase II cis-regulatory region sequence-specific DNA binding; DNA-binding transcription factor activity, RNA polymerase II-specific; protein dimerization activity. The transcript has 4 exons.
UUAAUCCUAUGGAAUAAUUUAGACCAUGAAUGCGCCAGAGCUUUAUAAGCGGCUGCCUCCAGUCAGCUCAUCUCAGUCUGAAGCGUCUGGAAACAGCAGAACCUAUUACUACUAGUCUAGCUACAAUAGUUCCACAAUUCUAUCAUUUUUUCUAUAUUUUUUAAAUCAAAUGAUGGCGUCUAAGAUGAAGGAUCGCAAGAAAACUCCUGUUUCUCACAAGGUCAUUGAGAAAAGAAGAAGAGACCGAAUCAACAGAUGUCUAAACGAGCUGGGAAAGACUGUUCCUAUGGCACUGGCUAAACAGAAUUCUGGGAAACUCGAGAAAGCAGAAAUCCUGGAAAUGACUGUGCAGUAUCUGCGCGCGCUCCACUCCGCAGACUUUCCGCGCGGGAGAGAAAAAGGAGAACUGCUGACAGAGUUUGCGAACUACUUUCACUACGGCUAUCACGAGUGCAUGAAGAACCUCGUUCACUAUCUGACCACCGUGGAGCGAAUGGAGACCAAAGACACCAAGUACGCACGGAUCCUCGCCUUCCUGCAGUCCAAAGUGGUUACCGAGCCCGUGUUCGGCUCGUUAGGUACAAUCUCUCCAGACCCUACGGACCUUCUGUGCCAGCUGGAGUACCAGAGUCCGAGUCCAACCGAGUCGGUGUUUCAGCAGAGCCCUCCCGGACACUUUUCCUGGCACAGCUCGGCGCGGAGCCCCACGCUCGCGUACCCAGCGAUGUCUCAGCACAGCGGAUACUUGUCACCGGUUCAGGGACUCGAUCACCAUUACAUGAACUUCAUCGGGCACUCACACCCACACAACGCCUUCAGCUUACACAAUGCACAACACGCUGCUCUGUAAAUACGUCUGCGGAUGUCCUUAAUUUAUAUAUGUGUACAUGUUUUAUUUUAAUACGUAGAUGGAUCAUGAAAUAAAUGAUGUUUGAAUAA